Helianthus annuus (common sunflower) is the source of this 1492-nucleotide messenger RNA. RefSeq names its product protein STRICTOSIDINE SYNTHASE-LIKE 5. The coding region runs from base 72 to 1238 and encodes 388 amino acids. Lineage: Eukaryota; Viridiplantae; Streptophyta; Magnoliopsida; Asterales; Asteraceae. The record is from RefSeq and is a predicted model, not a curated record. Gene Ontology annotation, biological process: biosynthetic process. The transcript is spliced from 4 exons. Gene Ontology annotation, molecular function: strictosidine synthase activity.
UUUAUUAAUCUAUUCUACACAAAAGUUCCAGACCUUAAUCAACGAAGCAGCUGUUCCACUAAACUCCACCUAUGGCCGAGUCAACUCGCUCCGUGCCACCUAACUCACCAGCACCUCCGUCUACCACCACAUCAUGGCGGGCGGGGCUGUUCCUCUCCGCUGUGAUCACCGUCCUCAUAUCCUUACUCUUGGUCCACCUGGAUACCUUUGAUGCUGCUCCAUAUUCCUCCGAUGAGUUGGCUAAGAGACCCAUAUCCGUGCUACCUCGGGUCAACCCGCGGGUGCUCCAUGGGUCUGAAAAGAUCGGGGAGGGUCAGUUGAAGGGACCCGAAGACAUUGUGUUUGACCCCAAGUUAGGGGUUAUGUACACGAGCUGUGGUGAUGGGUGGAUUAAACGAGUCACGUUGAAUGACUCGGUGGUGGAGAACUGGGUUAACACCGGUGGUAGGCCUCUUGGACUCGCUCUUGGUUACUCCGGUGAAGUUUACGUUGCUGAUGCUUUUAAGGGAAUCCUUAAAUUAACCGAAGAUGGUGAAAUAGAAGCACUGACAGACGAGGCCGAGGGCAUAAAAUUUGGGACUACAGACGCCGUGACAGUUGCAAAAAAUGGUGUACUAUACUUCACUGAUGCGUCCUGGAAAUAUGAUUUGCAUGAUUUUGCAUUAGACAUACUUGAAGGCCGGCCUUAUGGUAGGCUCAUGACCUAUGAUCCAUCCACAAAGCAGACCAAAGUGAUUGCUCGCGAUCUCUACUAUGCUAAUGGCGUUGAAAUGUCCCCGGAACAAGAUUUUGUUGUAUUCUGCGAAACACCAAUGAUGAGAUGUCGUAGAUACUACAUACAUGGGGAAAAGGAGGGCUCGACGGAUGUAUUUAUUGAUAGAUUGCCGGGUAUGCCCGACAAUAUCCAUUAUGAUGGUGAGGGCCACUACUGGAUUGGGAUUGCCGCGGAGCAUACACACGAAUGGGAUCUUGCACGCAAAUAUCCUUAUAUUCGGAAGCUUUUAGCGUUUUUAGAAAAGUACUUAAAAAGACCUUCAGUAGAGAAAAAUGCAGGAGGGGUUGCCGUUGAUUUGAACGGGAAUCCAAUUGCGCGAUACUACGACCGUGACUUGAAAUCUGUUACUUCAGUGAUAAAGAUCAGGGAACAUUUAUAUCUUGGAAAUCUGGUCAAGUCCUUCAUUAUCCGACUCAACCUUACGCAAUAUCCUGCUACCGCACCCUCUUCCACAAUGAUAUAAUGUUAGUUUUGAGCCGUCGAUUUGUACAACCAUCAAUAUCAUUUACCAAAUACAAAAAAGGAUUAAAUUUCCUUUACAGAUUACGCUUGAAGAUGUUCCAGUCAAAGCUUGGUCAACAUUUAGUUUUACAGUUAGUCACUUGGUGAGUGUUACACUUUUGAUUUGUACAUGUAAACUUUAUGAAUAAGUGAUGAUGUAUUGAUGAAAUAAUAACAAGAAAUGCAAUAAAUGGUCACCUAAAACAUUGUUCACAA